Corylus avellana is the source of this 506-nucleotide messenger RNA. Its product is annotated as costars family protein. The record is from RefSeq and is a predicted model, not a curated record. Lineage: Eukaryota; Viridiplantae; Streptophyta; Magnoliopsida; Fagales; Betulaceae. Gene Ontology annotation, biological process: regulation of actin filament-based process.
UGGAAACGAUCGUACUAAAAUAUAAGACGCUGAAAUAGUAAGCGGAAGAUAUUUUGGAAAGAGGCUGAAACCAUGAACGUGGAAGAGGAAGUUGAGCGACUGAAAGAAGAAAUCAAGCGGCUUGGCAAGGUCCAAGACGAUGGUUCCUAUAAGGUCACAUUUGGCACGCUAUUUCAUGACGAUAGGUGUGCAAAUAUAUUCGAAGCACUGGUUGGGACACUGAGAGCAGGAAAGAAGCGGAAAGUUUUGACAUAUGAUGGUGAGCUACUGCUGCAAGGAGUCCACGACAACGUGGAAAUCACACUCAAACCCACUCCAGUUGCUGUGCCAGUGGCAACCGAUGCAGUUGCCAAGAGUUAAAUAAAAAAAUUGUGCUUGAUGAUGUUGUUUUGAAUUAAAUCUUCUUGUACUGGCUUGUGAUGUUGUGCAUUUGAUAUAAAUAUGUUUGCCCUUUUAUUUGAACUCGAUUGAAAAAUGAAAAUUGAAGUUCAAGUUUGUCAUCGUCA